GCCCACAAGGAUGGCACGUUUGUUUUGAUUACUGGUCAUCACACCGUAUCACUGUAUAAUUUUCUGUUUCACCCAGGACAUUUCACUUGGGACCAGGGGCGGACUGACCAUUUGGAAACUCGGGCACUGCCCGAGGGCCCGUGGGUCAGUAGGGGGCCCCAUGAGAUGCCCCUGGUACCUUUUUCAUAGGCUUUUUUGAGUUUGGGCAAGGACACAGGGGCCCCAUGAUCCCCUAUUGCCUGGGGGCCCCAUGAGUUGUCAGUCCG
This is a messenger RNA of Staurois parvus, 266 nucleotides long. The record is from the annotation of a GenBank genome assembly. Lineage: Eukaryota; Metazoa; Chordata; Amphibia; Anura; Ranidae.